Pygocentrus nattereri (red-bellied piranha) is the source of this 3120-nucleotide messenger RNA. It is a transcript of the gene mmp24, whose product is annotated as matrix metallopeptidase 24. The coding region runs from base 1 to 1821 and encodes 606 amino acids. The transcript has 9 exons. Lineage: Eukaryota; Metazoa; Chordata; Actinopteri; Characiformes; Serrasalmidae. Gene Ontology annotation, molecular function: metalloendopeptidase activity; zinc ion binding. Gene Ontology annotation, biological process: proteolysis; extracellular matrix organization; collagen catabolic process. The record is from RefSeq and is a predicted model, not a curated record. Gene Ontology annotation, cellular component: extracellular matrix.
AUGGCGGGGGUGGGAGCGAAGGGGAAACGGACUGGGCUCCCGGGGUUCUGCUGGAAAACCUGCUACUUUCACAUCCUCUUCUGGGUCGUGUCCAUCUGCGGGGAGGAGAGGACCUUCAUCGUGGAGACGUGGUUGAAGAACUAUGGCUAUCUUCUCCCUGACGACAUUCGGACAUCAGACUUACAGUCGGAGAAGGCCAUGCAGUCGGCGGUCGCUGCCAUGCAGCGGUUCUACGGCAUCCCAGUGACCGGAGUCCUCGACCAAACCACCAUAGAGUGGAUGAAGAAACCUCGGUGUGGAGUUCCUGAUCACCCACACAUCAGCCGGCGGAGGAGAAACAAACGCUACGCCCUCACUGGUCAGAAAUGGAGGGACAAAAAAAUAUCAUACAGCAUACACAACUUCACACCUAAAGUGGGGGAGAAGGACACCCAGAGGGCAAUACGGCAGGCCUUCGACGUGUGGCAGACAGUGACCCCGCUGACCUUUCAGGAAGUGGCCUACUCCGAGAUCAAGAAAGAAGGCAAGGAGGCCGACAUCAUGAUUUUCUUUGCCUCGGGGUUCCACGGCGACAGUUCGCCCUUCGACGGAGAGGGAGGUUUUUUAGCCCACGCCUACUUCCCUGGUCCUGGAAUCGGAGGGGACACGCAUUUCGACUCGGACGAGCCCUGGACGUUAGGCAAUGCCAAUCAUGAUGGUAAUGACCUUUUCCUGGUGGCGGUGCAUGAGCUGGGUCAUGCUUUGGGUCUGGAACAUUCCAAUGACCCCAGCGCAAUCAUGGCCCCCUUCUACCAGUACAUGGAGACACACAACUUCAAACUACCACUAGACGACCUUCAGGGCAUCCAGAAAAUAUACGGUGUCCCAACGGCGAUGUUGGAGCCGACUCGGCCUCUCCCCACCCUCCCAGCACGACGGACUCACUCCACAUCCGAGAGGAAGCACGACAGGCAGUCCCGCCCCCCGCGGCCUCCCUCUGGAGACCGGCCGUCCUCUCCCGGUUACGGAAAACCCAACAUCUGUGACGGCAACUUCAACACAGUGGCCUUCUUCAGACGGGAGAUGUUCGUUUUUAAGGAUCGCUGGUUCUGGCGUUUGCGCAAUAACAAGGUGCAGGAGGGCUACCCCAUGCUGAUCGACCAGUUUUGGAAGGGUCUGCCACCCCGCAUUGAUGCUGCCUAUGAGAGAUCUGACGGCAAAUUUGUCUUCUUUAAAGGUGAUAAGUACUGGGUGUUUAAGGAGGUCACGGCAGAGCCUGGCUAUCCUCACAGCCUGGUGGAGCUGGGUAACUGUCUGCCCCGUGACGGCAUCGACACGGCCCUGCGCUGGGAGCCUGUGGGCAAAACAUACUUCUUCAAGGGCGACCAGUACUGGCGCUACAACGAGGAGAAGCGCACGGCUGACCCGGGCUACCCUAAACCCAUCACCGUGUGGAAGGGCAUCCCUGAGGCACCUCAAGGAGCUUUUGUCAGCCGGGAAGGAUUUUACACCUACUUCUACAAAGGAAAGGAGUACUGGAAGUUUGACAACCAGAAGCUGACGGUGGAACCGGGCUACCCCAAGUCGAUCCUCAAGGACUGGAUGGGCUGUGACCAGUCAGAAAUGGAGAAGAACAAGGACAGGCACCUCCCCCCCGACGACGUCGACAUCAUGGUUGCCAUCAAUGACGUGCCAAGCACUGUAAACGCGAUCGCGGUGGUGAUCCCCUGCAUUUUGUCGCUGUGCAUUCUGGUCCUCGUUUACACCAUCUUCCAGUUCAAGAACAAAGCAGUUCCACAGCAUGUGACCUACUACAAACACCCGGUGCAGGAGUGGGUAUGACAGGCUGGGGGCGCCGCAGAGCCGAACUGACUAGAGGACCGCUAACGAGGGCUUAGACGACGUUUGGAAGCACCUACGUGACCAGUGCCUGUUGACUGUGUCGUAAACUGAGGGGAGGGGAAUCGAGACGUGGUUGAGUCCAUGUCGCUCCAUCUGUGACAAAACAAAAACGUCUCUUUUUUUCCGCACUGGAUUGCCGGGCGAGUGUUGGGUCGUGUGGACAGGAGCCGCACCAUCGCUUUGGCCUUACGCUCCUACGCCUUCCCUCCCUGCACUCCAGUCUGGCUGAGGUGAACAGUCUGAGGACCACCACACUGAACCCAAACCUCCGGAGAACAAGAGUAGCCAGACGCCGGCACCUCUUUUGUCUUGCUCUCCCCACAGACUCAGACUUGUACAGGAAUUAUCAUCGAACUAGCCGAAGAAGCGAAACAAAAACAGCAGAAAUAAAAUGUUAAAGACUCGAAUAACGAUGUAGGUAGAAAGGCCAUAGAAAAGAAUACCAAGUUUUGCUGAUCAUUUUAGUCUUUUUUGAUCUAUCGACUGUAAGAGUCAGCACCGGCGCUCCAGGGGUCUUUUUCGCGACAGCGAAUUUCUUCUCAGACUUGUCAAGGAGAUCAGGCGGCCUAACGUGGUACGACAUCAUGGUUUCUUUCUUACUUCUCUUCGUUUCCUAGGUUGCUCUCACUUCACAGGCACCAAGCAGAUCCCAUGCUCUUCUCCCUCUGUAGUAUCGCUCUUCUCAGCGGUUCCUCGUCUCACCACAUUCGGAGUGCUUUUCUGUGAGGAUUGAUAUCCUGAAGUUGUCUGUUUUUUUAACCGUAAGGAUAAAGGAGAGUCAUCUUUAAUCCCAGACUGUUCAUCAGUGGUUUUAACCAUUUGCCUGUAGUUAGGAUUCCCUUUUACUGUCACGUAUUGCUAUUAUAACUACCUACAUUUUCAUCAAGGGUCAUUUUUAUAAGCACAGUAUUGCCUAAAUAGAAAACAAGGUGGGAAUGUGUUUUUACAAACAGUCACAUUUGAAUUUCAUUUACCGAUUGUGGCAUUUUUUACAGAUCACAACGAUUUGUGGAAAAGAUUGUGAGUCUGGUUUAAAUGUAAACAGGGAAUAUCACCAAUUAUUCAUCUUUAAACCAUUUUGAUCUCGGCCUGUGUUUUGGCGCAGGGAGCGCCCAGAGUGUGCUUUGGGGAAGAUUUUCGGAGAUGUAACUUUCUUAGGCAAGGCCUUGUUUAUUAGUCACACAUAUCACACUACUGGAAAUGCGCCUCCCUCUAUAAAUAUGCAAAUAUUCAUAAACA